CUCAUCGGGCAUUACUUCUUGGAUCUGGCUUGCUUCCGAUUAUUUCCCCCCCCCCCCAACAUAAUGAAUUUACUGCCGUCCAAUCCACAUGGGAACGGGCUCCUUUACGCCGGAUUUAACCAGGACCACGGGUGCUUUGCCUGUGGGAUGGAGAAUGGGUUUCGUGUGUACAACACAGACCCCCUCAAAGAGAAGGAGAAACAAGAGUUCCUAGAAGGUGGUGUGGGCCAUGUGGAGAUGCUGUUUAGGUGUAACUAUCUAGCACUGGUGGGAGGAGGAAAGAAACCAAAGUACCCUCCCAAUAAAGUGAUGAUCUGGGAUGACCUAAAGAAGAAGACCGUUAUUGAGAUUGAGUUUUCAACAGAAGUCAAAGCAGUGAAGCUCCGGCGUGAUAGGAUUGUGGUGGUCCUCGACUCGAUGAUUAAAGUAUUUACCUUUACCCACAACCCUCAUCAGCUGCAUGUGUUUGAGACCUGCUAUAACCCCAAAGGUCUUUGUGUGCUUUGUCCAAAUAGCAACAACUCUCUGCUGGCUUUCCCGGGCACACAUUCUGGGCACGUGCAGAUCGUGGACCUGGCCAACACAGAGAAGCCCCCAGUCGACAUCCCCGCCCAUGAAGGGGCUCUGUGCUGUAUCGCCCUAAACCUGCAGGGCACGAGGAUAGCUACCGCUUCAGAGAAAGGGACUCUUAUACGAAUUUUUGACACUUCUGCGGGUCAGCUGAUUCAGGAGCUGAGACGGGGAUCUCAGGCAGCUAACAUUUACUGCAUUAAUUUCAACCAAGAUGCAUCGCUCAUCUGCGUUUCCAGUGACCACGGCACAGUGCACAUCUUUGCAGCAGAGGAUCCCAAAAGGAACAAACAGUCAAGCUUGGCGUCAGCCAGCUUUCUUCCCAAAUACUUCAGCUCCAAGUGGAGCUUCUCUAAGUUCCAGGUCCCCUCAGGCUCCCCCUGCGUCUGUGCCUUUGGAACAGAGCCCAACGCCGUCAUAGCCAUUUGUGCUGAUGGCAGCUACUACAAGUUCCUGUUUAACCAGAAAGGGGAGUGUUCCAGAGACGUCUACGCCCAGUUCCUGGAGAUGACGGACGAGAAGAUAUGACCUCAAAGCCCCCUGCAGACUCGCUGUAAUGCAGCCAUGGUUUUAUUUAAUGGGUGGGAGGACAGCGUUCUGCGCCCUAUCUCCCAUCAUCUUGAUAGACUCCCUGCAAGAGUGUCAGUAGGGGAGGUGGGCAUCACAGUUUGGGAAAUCCUGACAAGGACGGACAGACGCUAGCACCACGAGAGGUGCAGACUUGUUCUGUGACAUGAACUUCUGAAGAUGGUCUCCGGACUAGUCAUGAGUGGGCAAAGGGACCGCGAUUUUCAGCCUCCUAAACCAAACACGAGGGAUAAGAGGGAAACUUUUUUUUUGAAAGGACAAUGUAAUGAUGAAGAUGUCUUCCAUGAAAUUCACGAUGGAUUACAAUGGCUAUUUUUAAUCACAUUGUUGAUUCUAACAGUUAGAUGGAUUUAAAAAAAAAAAGAUUUUUGUCAAAUAACACCACCCAGUCUAGCUACAGGGGGAGUGCCUAUGAACUGAGGCGAAACGGGAUGUGUAUGUGCGUGUGUGAGUGUGUGUGCGCGCGCACACGUGUAUGUGUGGUUACGUGCAUCUUCUAUAUAUAUGUAUGUAUGUGUGUGUAUAUAUACCAACGGACUACAUUUAGCUGCUCACAAAGCAGAAACAGUGUGUACUAACUGUAAUGAUGAGCUGCCUGAAAUAGCCCAUGUUUGUUUUUCUAUUUCAGAUGAUGUUGCAGCUGUGUCCGUCUGUCAUAUUAACAUUACACCUUGGAAUCGGUGAGACGGGCCCAAUUCAGAUUGUUCACCCAAGUUGACAGGCGUCGGUCCUGCUUUGUGAAAUGCGAUCCUAGUAUUACUAAAUUUUGCUUAUCUUCACUGUAUAAACACAAUGCGCCGGACAGAACAUAUAGCUGCAUAGAACUGUACAGAAUAGAAGCAGAAAAAAAUGUUUUUUGUCCUUAUUUUCCAUCUAUAUGUGCAAUACAUGUUCUUCCCUUGAUUUUUUUUUUAGUUUUUUUGUUUAGUUUUGUUAAAAGCUUGUCAUGAAUGAGUGCUUGUGGCUUCUACACAAAUAGGAACGCCUAACAAUCAAACCCAAGCACUGUUUCAGUCAGAUAAGGAUCAAAAUCUGAUCAAUUUGGUUAUUGUCCUACACAGACGAGCUGAACUGUAAAGAGGUAUGAAUAAUAAGCCAACUUGAAUGUCUUUCAAGGCGUUUCAGGUCUGCACUAGAUGUUUCCCGAUAUUCACUGUUAAUACAUAGUCGAUAUAAAUUGAUUUAAUCCCAAAAGAAAUCCUUGCCUGUGAUUGGUGGUUCUUUCUAAUGCUUUUUUUCCCCUAAUGUGUUCGUUUCGGUCUAGUCACUUUCCAGUAACCGCUCUUUGGUACCGUGAAAGUUUACGACGGCAUGGUCUUUCUGCCUGGCUUAACUCUGUGAACGAUUUUAACAGUCACCUUAAGUGUAUUAAUAAAGUCAUACGAUGCAAAUCAGGGAAUCUCGUGCUGGAUUCAGUUCUCAGACUGAUCCGGUACAGUAGACAAGACCCGGCGAUUUAAAAAGCGGUGUGGCAACGCACAAAUCACAUAUUCAGCAUACUCUCGUCUUAUUCUCCAUCUGGCAUGGUAAUCUUAACUUCUAUCUCAUCGUGUCAGUCAGAGACGGCUCUGAAUGCAUUUCACUUUUUGCUUCAUGCUUUAGAAUGUAUAUUUUCUGGUCAGAUUUGCUCACACCACACAAGUCAGCGAUGUUAACACAUUCGGUUAUACUUUACUGCAGUGGGCACACUACACAAUAUCCACUUGAUUCUGAGAAAAAAAUUAAAAUGAUUGUAAAAAUAUGCAUUUAAAUUUGAAUAAAAUCUAA
Lampris incognitus (smalleye Pacific opah) is the source of this 2925-nucleotide messenger RNA. It is a transcript of the gene wdr45b, whose product is annotated as WD repeat domain 45B. Gene Ontology annotation, biological process: protein lipidation; nucleophagy; protein localization to phagophore assembly site. NCBI's taxonomy places the organism in Eukaryota, Metazoa, Chordata, Actinopteri, Lampriformes, Lampridae. The record is from RefSeq and is a predicted model, not a curated record. The coding region runs from base 64 to 1098 and encodes 344 amino acids. Gene Ontology annotation, molecular function: phosphatidylinositol-3-phosphate binding; protein binding; phosphatidylinositol-3,5-bisphosphate binding. Gene Ontology annotation, cellular component: extrinsic component of membrane; cytosol; phagophore assembly site membrane. The transcript has 10 exons.